AUGACGCCAGUGUUCUCCCCAGACGGAGUCAAGCCCAUUGGUCCUUAUUCGCAGGCCAUCAAGGCCAACGGACUCGUCUUUGUCUCGGGCCAGAUUCCUGCCGAGACCACUGGAGCUCUCAUCGAAGGGACUGUGGCUGAGAAGACACAUAAGAUGUGCCAGAAUGCUCGCGCGGUUUUAGAAGCAGCGGGUUCCAGCCUUGAAAAAGUGGUUAAAAUAACGACCCAAACUUCUCAACUAACAUCACCUGAGGUCUUCUUCCAAAAUAUGGAUGAUUUCAAGGAAAUGAACGAAGUUUACGCUACUUACUUUCCUCAUAAGCCGGCGAGGAGUUCAUGCGAAGCUGUGAGGCUGCCUGCUGGGGCGAGCAUAGAGAUGGAUAUUAUUGCUUUAGAGUAG
This is a messenger RNA of Clonostachys solani, 399 nucleotides long. The record is from the annotation of a GenBank genome assembly. Lineage: Eukaryota; Fungi; Ascomycota; Sordariomycetes; Hypocreales; Bionectriaceae.